UGUGGGACCCUCCGCUCCGCCCCGCUCCGCCCCGCUCCGCUCCGGCCGCCCGCGCGCCGCUCCUCCGAGGCAGCCGAGCCGCCCGCGCGCCGUCCCCGCUUCCUAUGUUCCAGGCUGGUGCCGGAAUUCACACCUCUACCUGUUUCUCCCAGCUCUGCAGACUUGUGCCUCUCUGAACCUCAGUCUCCUGAUCUGCAAAAUGGAGCCCGUGCCCUUGUGAGGCUGGCAUGCAGGAUGGCCGGCCAGCCCAGCCACAUGCCCCAUGGAGGGAGCCCGAACAACCUCUGCCACACCCCAGGGCUGGCACACCCCCCUGACCCACAGAGACACCCAAACACCUUGUCUUUUCGCUGCUCGCUGGCCGACUUCCAGAUAGAGAAGAAGAUAGGCCGAGGACAGUUCAGCGAGGUGUACAAGGCCACCUGCCUGCUGGAUAGGAAGACCGUGGCUCUGAAGAAGGUGCAGAUAUUUGAGAUGAUGGACGCCAAAGCCAGGCAAGACUGCGUCAAGGAGAUCGGCCUCCUGAAGCAAUUGAACCAUCCCAACAUUAUCAAGUAUUUGGACUCGUUUAUUGAGGACAAUGAGCUGAACAUUGUACUGGAGCUGGCUGAUGCGGGUGACCUCUCACAGAUGAUCAAGUACUUUAAGAAGCAGAAGCGGCUCAUCCCGGAGAGGACUGUGUGGAAGUACUUCGCACAGCUGUGCAGUGCCGUGGAACAUAUGCACUCUCGCCGGGUGAUGCACCGAGACAUCAAGCCUGCCAACGUGUUCAUCACAGCCACGGGGGUCGUGAAGCUUGGUGACCUUGGCCUGGGUCGCUUCUUUAGCUCUGAGACCACUGCAGCCCACUCCCUAGUGGGGACACCUUACUACAUGUCACCAGAGAGGAUUCAUGAGAACGGCUACAACUUCAAGUCUGACAUCUGGUCUCUGGGCUGUUUGCUGUACGAGAUGGCAGCUCUCCAGAGCCCCUUCUACGGAGAUAAAAUGAACCUCUUCUCCCUCUGCCAGAAGAUCGAGCAAUGUGACUACCCGCCUCUCCCUGGAGAACAUUACUCUGAGAAGUUACGAGAACUGGUCAGUAUGUGCAUCUACCCUGACCCCAACCAGAGACCGGACAUCGGAUAUGUGCACCAGGUCGCCAAACAGAUGCACGUGUGGACUUCAAGCACCUGAACAUGGGCGCAGCGGGCCUUAUCAGAGCCGCACCACUCUGCCUUACUUGAGUCUUCUUUCCAAAGUGGCCGCCUGGUAGCCUAGACCAACUAAGACCAGAGGGUUCGGCAGGUUCCUGAGGGGGCCGGGCUUUGACGCAGACGCUGAAAGCAGAGCAGCUGGGGGGAGGGGCACCAGUCACACGUUAACUGGUGGUCACAUUCGAAAGUCCUUUCUUUAAACUGUCUGUGGACAAUCUCAGCUGGGUUGUUACCAAGGGUGGGUGGUUCGGCGAGCCACUGACACACACACCCUUGUAUCUGGAUCGUAAUGUGAAUCUUCAGGAUAAUUCCUUCAGUGACCUGUCAAGGUUUCUAAGAACAGGAGAAUUGCAGGAGACUGUGUGAUUUGUAGUGAGCCUUUCAAAAUGGUUAGUAGCAAGUUCAAUUUAGCUCUUAGAAUCUUUUUUAAAAAAUCAAGCUGUGUGCUUGCUCUGUUGUAAAAGGAUAAAAUGGAAAUAAUUUUUUAAAGUAGAGUGGAGAUCUUUCUAAUAUUUUUAUCCAUGUUUAUAACUUGAUGAAUGACGAUGAGGAGAACCCAGCAUCUGGCACAGAGUUUCAGAGGCAGAUAGUAUUUUGAAAGCCAUGUGUGUUUUCCAUGCAGCCGCUCAGCCCUCUUCUCCUGAAUACCUGCUCUGUCCCAGGCAGGUCAGGCACUCCGUCACCUGCUGGAAAUGCUGGCAGUUCAUUUAACAAUCAGUGUUAAGCGUUCUCCUCUGUGGGAAGGAAGCAUGGGAUCCAAAACAUAGAAAUAUAAAAUGUGCCCUCAGGCUGUUCUCUGUGUAAGUUCUGGUUCUGCAGCCACCUACCAUGACCCUGGGCAACUCUCUCAGCCUUUCUUAGUUUCCUCAUCUGUAAAAUGGGACUAAUAGUAUCUACCUUCAGCGUUGCUGGCAGAAUUGAAAAUAAAGUACGCGAGUAACCAAGAACAUUGUAGAUGAUCCAAAAAUCAUAGCCACUCACCCCUUCACAAAACUGAAGUCCAUGGACCAUGCAAGUCAAGAAUUAACGUACAACUGUAUUAUACAUAGGAAACCAGAACUAUGUUCACUUAUUUCUUAUUCCCAAAUAGGAUUAACUGUGAAGACUAAUUUAUAAAUGUGAACUUAAGGAAAACUCAAGCUCUGAAGGAAAUAUUUUGCUUUUCUACUCAAGUUAAUCCUCAAAUGGUCUAAGUAUCUGUCACCCAUUGACUUGGUGACAGUUCAGCCCUCAGAUAGAGACAUGCCCGCCUACUCAGUGUUCUGGUCAGGUGCUCUGACUGCAGCCAGCCUGCUGACCAGGGGCCCAGGCCCCUCUGGGGACAAAAGACUUGGGCUGGGCCACUGCUCUGUUUCCAUGUGUGAACUCUGUUCUACUGUAACCCUGUCGGGUUUGAGACAUUUUCUUCAGAUGCAACCUCUGCUUUGUUCUUGUUCUCCAUGUUGGAAAUAAAAUGGGGGAAGAGGGGUCA
Canis lupus familiaris (dog) is the source of this 2667-nucleotide messenger RNA. RefSeq names its product NIMA related kinase 6 (gene NEK6). NCBI's taxonomy places the organism in Eukaryota, Metazoa, Chordata, Mammalia, Carnivora, Canidae. The record is from RefSeq and is a predicted model, not a curated record. Gene Ontology annotation, molecular function: ATP binding; protein kinase activity. The coding region runs from base 235 to 1176 and encodes 313 amino acids. The transcript is spliced from 11 exons. Gene Ontology annotation, biological process: protein phosphorylation.